Messenger RNA from Drosophila mojavensis, 1918 nucleotides. Its product is annotated as transcription factor mef2A-like. The coding region runs from base 29 to 1129 and encodes 366 amino acids. The transcript has 5 exons. NCBI's taxonomy places the organism in Eukaryota, Metazoa, Arthropoda, Insecta, Diptera, Drosophilidae. The record is from RefSeq and is a predicted model, not a curated record.
GCAGCAGCAGCAGCAACAACAACUGCAAAUGCAAUUGCAUCAACAACUGCAGCAGCAGUUAGCAUUUCAAAUGCAAUCCCAACUGGCUACGCCAGUGCAGUCAAUGAAGGUUCCGUCCACUUCGCUGCCACAGCCGCAGUCGCUGCCACAGGCGCCGCUGCCUAGUCAAAUGCCUAAAUUGCCGCAGCCGCCGCUGUUCUGGCAGCGCGAGGCUCAACAGCAUCAGGCCAAGAUGCAGUCGGAUAUGAUUGCCACUCAGCAGUGGGACAUGCCAGCGGCUCCAAACGUGAUGCGCCCACAGCUGAUCAGGCCGCAGCCACAGCAACCACAGCAGCCACAGCAGGCAGCGCAGACGCCGCAGCAGCUGCUGCUGCAACAACAUUUGCAGCGACUCGCUAAUGCAGCUCUGCAAACGCUCCUGCCAACGCCUCAGCUAGCUCAACAGCUGCCACAGCAGCAGCAGCACCACCAACAACAACCACCGAUAGUUCCGUCACUUGACGUGCCAAAAUCGAACGGCGGCGCCUACCACAAGGGCUAUGUUCACUACAACAGUAGCAACAACUUCAACAACUACAACAGCGGCAACAUCGGCAACAUCGGCAACAACAACAACAACAACGCCCCAACCUUCUUUGCCAAUAACAGCAGCAACUACACAGGCAACAACAGCAACAAUGGCAACAACGGGAACAACAAUCGUCAGCUGGAUGGCAGCUUCUUUGGCAACGGGAGUCAACGUCGCACCUCGAUCCAAGACUUUGUGCCCAUUCAGGCCUAUCGCCCCAAGAAAACUCAGCGUCCGGCUGACGGGGAAGCUCUAGCUGCUCCAGCUCAAGGCGGGCAGGCAUUGGAUAAAUACGAAAAGACCAACAACAGCGCCGCUCUCCAUGAUCCGCUAAAGGAGAACACCCCAACUAAUUCUACGGCAACAAUAACUGUCGCAGUGCAGUCAACUGAGGACGAGGCCAGCUCGGAGUUAAUGAGAACCCUCAAGAUAAUGCCUUCAGGUGCUGAAGCCACUGGAGGAAGCAAAGAGGAGUCCGUGCUUAUAAAGCCAAAGGUGGUUCGUAAGCCGCGUGUUCCGCGCAUUGGAGCCAAAUUCGAUCUGGAGUACAUCAUGCCCUAAACAGGACUCUGACGUGAAAAGGAAUAAGACUAAAUGAAGAAUCCUCAAAAUAUACUCUUGUCAGAGUUAUUUUCGUUCGUUUUAGUUUUAUUUUGCAUCUGCAUAAUUCUAGAUUCUAUAUUUUCCAUCUUUUUAUUUUUCUCACUUUUUUUUUUUUUAAUGUUUGUGGAGCAGCGAUAGCUCCUUUCGACUGCUAUGAAUAGACAUUAGUAUUAUAUAUAGAGCGCUAUGUUUGUAUAGUUAUAUAUAUCAUUUUAUAUAUGUCUAUAUAUAUAUAUAUAAUUGUGUAUAUAUCAUCUCAAACUCCUAAGCUCACACACAAGAAAAAAAAAAAAAAAUAAAAAUAACAACGUAGGAAAUGAGAAAUGAAAACGAAAACUGAAAUUGAAAUAAACACAAGUUUGUUACUGGAAAACAAAAUAUAAAUGUUAGAGAAUAUACUUAUACCAUAAUUGUAGGUGUAAGAGUGUAAAGCCUUCCAAAAACAAAGCGAACAAGAGACAACUCGAAAGAGCGGGAGGAAGAGAGAUAGAGAGCUAGAUAAAGUAAUCUUUUCUCAAGAAAAAAGAGUUUUAUUCAAAUUCCGUAGAAUUUAAGCUUCUGUACGUGAGUUACGAAGGUAAAGGUUUGUUUUAUCAAUCAGAAAUUUAUUUAACUACAAUUUAUUUAAAAAAAUUUGUAUUUAUUUAAAAAAAUGGCUUUUAAGAUAAACCGUAGACAUUUAAGAGAAAGAGAGAUAGACAAACGCCUAUGUGUACCUAAAGAACUCAUUAAAUCUCGAAAAUGACA